This is a messenger RNA of Fusarium poae, 3099 nucleotides long. RefSeq lists its product as uncharacterized. Gene Ontology annotation, molecular function: protein binding. Lineage: Eukaryota; Fungi; Ascomycota; Sordariomycetes; Hypocreales; Nectriaceae. The transcript has 2 exons. The record is from RefSeq and is a predicted model, not a curated record. The coding region runs from base 1 to 3099 and encodes 1032 amino acids.
AUGGGCGGCCCACGCAAAAGAACUCAUUCACAUUCAACAACUCCUGGCAAAAACCAACGACAGCGCACCAAACCAAUCAACACUCAGUUCAGAUUCAAAAAAUGGCAGCCAGGUGGAUCUGUUCCCUACCCAACAGAAGAAGCCCCCGGGUUCAAUCUCGAGUCAGUGUCCAUAGCCUUAUCCCAAGGUUGGGAUCCCAACACAUCGUGGACAGAAGAUGAGCUUGUAUUUCCGCCUCCCAGGGCUGGUUGUGUGGUGCCCACUGCUACUGACCCCUGGUCACAUUUCAAUACACCAAUUCACCGUGCUCUCUUUCGGAAUCAGUUUGAUGUGGCGCAACUCUUGCUCGAUCACGGUGCUGAUAUCGACCAGCUCAACGAUUCAGGUCGCACCGUACUCCACGAGGCUAUUGACCAAGGAAUCAACACGUUUAAUCAUGGAUGGACCCAAAAAGCCGCAUGGAUCGUCGAACAUGGUGCUAACCUAGACAAGAAGACCGAGGACAGGACCGUUAUCAUCGACUCUGAAUCGCGUCAUGGCAAAUCACGCCAGUAUCACAGAUAUGGCGGCAUCUCCCCAUUAAGAAUGGCCACCACUCUAGGGGACGUGGCCAAGGUGCAACGUCUUGUCGAAGCAGGUGCCAACGUCAAUCUACCACUUGACAAAGACGGAUAUUGGUCCCCUCUUGAUGUUGCGUUUCUACGUCGUCAGUUUGACAUGGUCGAGGUUCUCGAGAACGCUGGCGCAUUGUUUUCGACAGAAAUUUCGACAGAAACCGAGAACGACACAUUCAACGUCGAUGACAACACAAAAAACGAUACAAGCAAUCUGUACCUCGGAGAAUCCAAGAAUCUGCUAUUGUUCUGUCUAUCUAGCAAGAGAUCUUCUUUCUAUUCAGCCGAACAAAGCAAUGGAAUUCCUCCUUCUAGUUGCGAAGCUAUCUUUCGCUCUAUCGUCGACACAGAUGAAUUUAGAACAGCCUGGAGAAAGCGUGGCUCCGAUGCUACUUCUCGGUAUCAUGCUUCUUUAUCGAUCUUCUUUCGGAUUCUUGCGGAAAAAGCAGGAACAAGAAACCCUUUAGAGAUUCCAAAGUCCUAUUGCGUGCGUUGCAGAGAUCUCAUUACUAGGCUGAACUUUUCGCCAUCUUCCGAUCUUCAGCAUGCGCCCACCUUGCAGGAAUUGGAGAGAACCGCUAGUCAUGGCUGUCCAUUUUGCGCCUUGCUGCUCGAUGCGGUCGACUCGAGCGUCUCUAGAGAGGUUAACAAGGAAAACUCGUCUUCAAGUACUGAUUCUGACGACCCUCCGAUCAUGUUACGCGUCUACGAGUCUUUCGGGGAAGGGCGUCUGCAGGUACGACACGGUGAUAAAGUGUCUAGCCUCAAGAUCAGCCUACUUGAGGAGGAGUUUCUCAACUAUUCUUCCGACCACAGUGACGGCCAAAAUGAUGGAACUGGGUCUUUGCGAGCGCUAUCUUUGAGUAAAAUCUGGUUGAGGCGUUGCAAAGAGUCACAUAUCGAAUGUCGACGAAUGCACGAUUUGACAGACCCUAUUCUACCAACUCGCGUUCUGGACGUGACUGGUGGCUCAUUACACGACCCGCAGAUCAAACUCAUCGAAACGAGCAGAAUAAAAAGAGGUACAUACUGCGCCCUGUCUUACUGUUGGGGGAAGUCACGUUGUAUCACAACAACAAAGGCCAACUUGGCCAAUCAUAAACAUGACAUUCCUCUUUCCACGCUUCCUAGGACCAUCAAGGAUGCAGUGCUAGCAACCCGGGGCCUCGAAGUUGACUACCUUUGGGUAGAUAGUCUCUGCAUUAUACAGGACGACACUGAUGAUUGGGCAUCCGAAGCAGCAAGAAUGGGUGAUGUUUACGCAAAUGCGACACUGACAAUAUCCACCUUGUCCGGAACCGACUGUGACGACGGGCUGUUCACGCCGCAUCGUUUUAGACAGCCAUAUGCCCUGCCAUUUCCUAUACCACCUAUGCGAGGGAAUUCCGGGGACGCGCAAUGGUUCGUGCCCGCAGUACAGCCACCUGUAAAAGAAGCCCGCUAUGGCGUGCUAGAGCUACCCCUUCGAGGACCUGUCCACUCCAGAGGCUGGACCUUUCAGGAACAGAUGCUCAGCACUCGAGUUUUAUGGUUUGGUCAUGGCCACGUUCAGUGGGAAUGCUUAUCCAAAUUUGCUGCAGAUUCAUCCCCGGAUUCCAUGGGCCACUAUCAACAUCCUGGAAGAGACAACGAUGAGCCCCAUCGCUCUCGUCGAAUGAAGGAGCAUCUACAGAGACCCUUCAAGAUCAACGCUACUCUUUCUGAGUGUGAGCAGCAAGACCAUGCGAUCGGACGAGGGGACUCCUGGGCAGAGGAAGAUCGAGAGGCUGCUUAUAGGGAAUGGGAGACUCUGGUGGCUGAGUAUACGACAAGAAUUCUGACUAAAGAGUCGGACCGGAUUCCUGCAAUUCUUGGUCUAGCCAAUGUAAUGGGUCCGAUGUUUGAAUGCGAUUUUGUUAUGGGCAUUUGGAAGGGCAAACAUUGCCUCCGCAGUCUCUUAUGGCGAGUUCAAACAGCGCCAACAUGCACUGCCCCGCAGUCCAGCAACUCGUACCCAUCUUGGACGUGGGCAACGAAGUCUGGUUGUGCAAUCGACUAUUCUAUGGCUAACCAAGGUGGAGGCCGCGCAAGCUCGUGGCCUACUUCACUGGUUGCAAUAGAUGAUACACACCUAUGGAACGACAUCAAAGGUUCCAUUACUCUCAAGGGACCUCUGGGAAAGCUCACAUCAAGACAAAAAGAACGUCUCGGGAGUAAAUUCGGCAUUGAUUUCAUGACCAAGAUAUCGAUGGACGUUGGUCCAAAGGAUAGCCUACCACAAGACCGUCCUGUGUGGUACAUUGAUAUCGUAACAUUUGAGCACGGCGAUAAGCCCCAAGGCUACGGGCUGCCUAUGUGGCCUGGAGGCCAACCCAGUUCUGUCGUCAAGUUGCUUCUUGAAGCUGCUGACUCUGAGGAACCACCGCGGGUAUUUAGGAGAAUAGGAAUUGCUCAUCUGCAAUUGGAGGAGCAGGAUAGUAUGGUGCAUGAGGUUAUGAUUGUCUGA